GUGGAGCUUAGCACAGAGUGUCGAAGCCAGGAGGACUAGCGGGAUGCUGAUGCGGGAAGUGCUCUAGAAUCAAGAUCUGGUCGGGAAGCUGCCUCUUCAUCUUCAUUUCCUCUUUGUGAUUGUUGUCUUCUUUUGGGGCCUCGCAGCGCAACCUGAGCUUUAUGGCCUGCUGAGAGGGGGCGGGCCAGGCAGGUGAGCGACCAUGGCGGUGGCGUUGGAAGCCGUGUGGCUGAGGGUGAAGAACGUCUGCAAACAAAAUGGCCUCCUCAUCAUGUCGGUGCUGGCCGUGGUCAUUGGAUGCCUCUUGGGGUUCUUCCUGAGGACGCGGCGCCUCACGGAACAGGAAGUGAAAUAUUUCCAGUUUCCUGGUGAGCUGCUGAUGAGGAUGCUGAAGAUGUUGAUUCUGCCUCUGGUCGUGUCCAGUUUGAUGUCGGGCCUUGCGGCGCUGGACGCCAAGUGCUCCAGUCGACUGGGUCUCAUCACUGUAUCCUAUUACCUUUGGACCACCUUUGUGGCCGUCAUAGUCGGCAUCAUCAUGGUGUCCAUCAUCCACCCGGGUGGCGCCGCUCAGAAGGAGGACUCGGAGGACAGCGGAAAGCCCAUCAUGAGUUCUGCUGACGCUCUGCUGGACCUGAUCCGAAACAUGUUCCCGGCCAAUCUGGUCCAGGCCACCUUUCAACAGGUGACACGCUCCCCAUCGUGUUUGCCACCUUGCCCGCCACCACAUUCAGAACGCCGACGCAAGUUUGUCGUACUCUGUUUGCGCCAGUAUCGAACCAGUAGUGAGUACACCGUGCAGACCAAGCCCACGUUGGGUCAGGCGCAGUCAGAGUCCACCACACGGCGAGCGCUCAUCUACGGCAUCCAGGACGACAAUGGAAGCGACAUCCAAAACUUCUCUCUUGACCUGACUCCUCCCCCUGACGUGCUCAUUAGCACCAAAGAAGGAACCAGCGACGGAAUGAAUGUCCUGGGAAUUGUCAUCUUUUCUGCCACUAUGGGUAUCAUGUUGGGCAGGAUGGGUCCAAACGGCAGUGCCUUGGUCAACUUCUGUCAGAGCCUAAACGAGGCCGUGCUUCGAAUAGUUGCUAUUGUUAUUUGGUACUUCCCGUUUGGGAUUGUGUUCCUGGUGGCCGGUAAGAUCCUAGAAAUGAGCGACCCGUCAGCCAUGGGGAAGAAGUUGGGCUUCUACGCGGUCACGGUGGUCUUUGGCCUGGUGCUUCACGGCCUGUUCAUCCUACCCGCAAUGUACUUCUUUAUCACCAAGAAGAGCCCCAUCGUUUACAUCCGCGGCAUCCUGCAGGCAUUGCUCAUCGCCCUGGCAACCUCCUCCAGCUCCGCCACGUUGCCUAUCACCUUCAAGUGCCUCCUGGAGAACAACCACAUCGACCGCCGCAUCAUCCGCUUCGUGCUGCCGGUGGGAGCCACCAUUAACAUGGACGGCACGGCACUCUACGAGGCCGUGGCAGCCAUCUUUAUCGCUCAGGUCAACAACUAUGAACUGGACUUUGGCCAGAUCAUCACCAUCAGCAUCACAGCCACGGCUGCCAGCAUCGGUGCUGCAGGAAUCCCCCAAGCUGGACUGGUCACCAUGGUGAUUGUGCUCACAUCCGUCGGCCUGCCAACCGAUGACAUCUCUCUGAUCAUUGCUGUGGACUGGGCGCUAGACCGAUUCCGCACCAUGGUGAACGUCAUGGGUGAUGCUUUGGCCACAGGAAUCAUGGCACACAUCUGUAGGAAAGACUUCAUGAAGGAGGGAGACGGGGUGCCGCUCAUCUGUGAGAGUAAGCCGGCGGCCAACACGGCGAUGCUCAUGAACUGUCACAACAACAACGGCAACUACCGGCUCCCCUCCUCGGGAGCCAAGCACGCCCUGGUGCCCCCCGAGGUGGCUCGCCUCAUGCAGCUGGAGGAGGGCGUGCGGCCGCCGCCAGACAGGAAGAAGCCCCGUGUGCCCCCGAGGCACCUCAAGAAGAACAAAGACCACUGCUCUGUGGACAUGAACGGCCUGGAGACCAAUGUGUAGUCUCCUCCUGGACUUGAACUUCAUGUCUAUCCACUGGCUCACAGCACUGGUGGGGCCCACGGCGCUCAAACACGUGCACAGGAGAAGGGACGUCAGGCACCAGCUGGUUGUCCAUGUUUUGUCUUUUGUCUGAGCUGUGAAGGCUUCACAAUAAGACCGAUCCUUUAGAACAUUUGAUGUUCUCCAGGUGGACCCGCACCAGACUGGUGGUGCUAGCAUGGAGCUUGUGGAUCCAAAGUCACUUGUUGGAUUCUGCCUUAAGACAGCGGGGGGGGUGCGAGACACUGAUGAGUCAGCACAAAGUCCUUCCAUUCAUCCAUCCAUUCAUCUAUUCAUUUAACCAUCCAUCCAUCCAUUCAUCCAUCCAUGGCCUGGGAAUACCUCAGUGUCCCCCUAGGGGAAUUAGAGGACUUCUGUCUCUGCCAGUUGGAGACAUAUUAUUAUUAUUAUUUCAUAUAUGUUGGAUUUUUAAAAAAAAGGAAGAUCAAAAGUCAGAUUAUGACCAUUAAAGCGAUGGUGCCCUGGCACCACCAGAUGAUCAUGGCACUUACUAAGUCUGCAAUCAGCUGACUACGUCACACCAUGACUAUACUGCUCGUAGCCACAAGGGGGCCUAUUACAUGGUUGCUAUGAUAUGCUGUAAUCUACAAAUCCAUCAUCAUUUCCAAUUUAUGACAUAAUCGGUCAGCGUCCAGUUUGUAAGGGAAUUUUAGUUUGAACAUAAUUAAUAUCAAUACAUACUGACUAUAUAUUUGAUAUGAUAGAUUGUGACAUCAUACAGUUUAGUUUUGCAUUGAGGUUGUUCAAGUAAAAGAGUUUAGCUAAGUUUGAUGUUAGCGUUCAUAUUAUUGCUUUAAAAAUCAAUAAUCAAUUAAAGGUCACGUCAUGACAA
Messenger RNA from Dunckerocampus dactyliophorus (ringed pipefish), 2918 nucleotides. It is a transcript of the gene slc1a7b, whose product is annotated as solute carrier family 1 member 7b. The record is from RefSeq and is a predicted model, not a curated record. Gene Ontology annotation, biological process: L-glutamate transmembrane transport. Gene Ontology annotation, cellular component: plasma membrane. NCBI's taxonomy places the organism in Eukaryota, Metazoa, Chordata, Actinopteri, Syngnathiformes, Syngnathidae. The coding region runs from base 203 to 2026 and encodes 607 amino acids. The transcript has 11 exons. Gene Ontology annotation, molecular function: neutral L-amino acid transmembrane transporter activity; glutamate:sodium symporter activity; L-glutamate transmembrane transporter activity.